Bipolaris sorokiniana ND90Pr is the source of this 1112-nucleotide messenger RNA. RefSeq lists its product as uncharacterized. Gene Ontology annotation, molecular function: oxidoreductase activity, acting on the CH-OH group of donors, NAD or NADP as acceptor. Bases 168 to 953 code for a protein of 261 amino acids. Lineage: Eukaryota; Fungi; Ascomycota; Dothideomycetes; Pleosporales; Pleosporaceae. The record is from RefSeq and is a predicted model, not a curated record. The transcript has a single exon.
CGUAGUUGCGUCAUUACAUCAUAAUUCUCACAGAUACACCAUGGCUUCUUACAGUAUAGUUUCCCUAGUCAUAGUUUCCACAAUGAGAUCGUAAUACACUAGACAUAGAGCAAGGACAGAUCAAUUCCCCUCUACCAUCAAAAUAAAAACCCGAGAUCCAUACCACCAUGUCCACCAUAGAAACAAUCCUAAUAACGGGCGCCUCCUCCGGCCUCGGCCUCGGCUUCCUAACGCACUACCUCUCCCUUUCCACCCUAACCCCCAAAAUCAUAGCCAUAGACACCCACCCCUUACCCGAAAAAAUCACUACACCGCACCCACCAACCCUUUCCUUCCACCGCCUCGACAUCACCAGUGCCGACGCAGUUCAAACCCUCGCAUCAACCUACACCCACACGCCUCUCACUCUAAUCCUUCACUGCGCCGGCAUCCGCGGCCUAGUCCCAUCAAUAGUAUCCCGCGAGAAGGACGCAAACCGCAAUGUCGCUAGUACCGAGACACUGGAAGUCAUGGACAAAGAAACAAUGAUGCGAGCGUUCGAAGUAAACACCUGGGGAACGUUUAACCUUAUCAAGUCUUUUUUGCCAUCUCUCCUCUCCUCUUCGUCAUCGUCACUGGAAGAUACCAGUCGCACACGCCCCAAAUUCGUCAUCCUCUCCUCUCGCAUGUCUUCCAUCUCAGCCAAUUCCGCAGGAGGCGCAUACGCGUAUCGAGCGAGCAAAGCAGCGCUGAAUGCAGUGGUGAGGAGUUUUGUGAUUGAUGUGCCGCAGGCGCAGUUUUUGCUAUUGCACCCGGGGAGGGUGGAGACGGGGCUGGUGGCGUGGAAGGAGGAAGGGGCGGUGAGCGUGGAGGAGAGUGUGGAUGAUUGCUUGAGGGUUUUGGAGAGGAUGGGGGAGGAGGGGUGGGCGAGCGGGAGGUUGGUGGAUCGGUUUGGCGAGGAGAUUGGGUGGUGAGGAAGAGGGGAAAAGGUGAACUUGGUCAAGAGGGUGGGGACGAUUGAUUCUUGUGGAUAUCGUUAACUGGCUGUGGCAUUCACAGCAGCAAGAUGCAGCUGUGAAGUUGCAUCAUGUUCUUUAACUCUUGCAGUGUGCAUCGAGAGUCUGUUGGUCUUC